Molecule: messenger RNA, 6988 nt
Organism: Menidia menidia (Atlantic silverside)
Lineage: Eukaryota; Metazoa; Chordata; Actinopteri; Atheriniformes; Atherinopsidae
Source: the annotation of a GenBank genome assembly
AUGAGCGGGCGCGUGCUGAACGGGAAAAUACUGCAGCUCCCGGCGCCGCAGCGCGCGGGGAGGACAAUGCACUUUCUGUCAAGUUGGGAUGAAAGCAGUUCCAUUAGCAGUGGACUGAGCGACGGCUCAGACAUCCUGAGCUCUGAAGAGUUCAACACAAGUCCAACUCUCAAUUCUCUCCCUUCCACUCCCAUUGGCUCCCGCAGAAACUCAAACAUUGUGAUGCGCACAGAUGCAGAAAAGAGAUCUCUAGUGGAGAGCGGCCUGUCCUGGGACUCAGAUGACAACAAACCUGGCCGCAAGAGCCAAGGCCGAAGUGGCUAUGAUACAGGAAGUCUAAAGUCAGAAUCUGCCAAUAAAUGGAAGAAGAUCAGACCACAAGGGGAAGGGAUGGACGGAGGGAAAGGUGAACUGAGGAAACCACAGACACUGGGCCAAGGAAACAUACUAAAAAAAGGAAGAAACCCACCUGUCGGAAUUACAUCCCCAAUAACACACACCUCUCAGAGUGGACUGAAAAUAGCAGGCACUAUGAAGUCUGAUGGGAAGCCCAUCGACAAGUCUCGCUUAGCAGUGAAGACUUCAGGACUUCAGCGCUCCUCAUCUGAUGCUGGGAAAGACCAUCGCAAUGGCAGCGGGGCUGGUGAUCAGCGUAAACCUCCAUCUGGCCUCGCCAGGUCUUCUGCUGGUGGAAACUUUGGUUUCAAGAAGCUCAGCGCAGCCAGCGAUGGCGCAAACAAUGCCUGUACACCCACUGUAACAAAUGCAGGUGUCAGUUCCAUACCCAGUAGCUCCGUUAGUAUAGGGAAAAUUCCCAAAACAUCUGGUAUUCCUGUCAAGCCAGCUACAGGUGGUGGAGGACGCAAGACGAGUCUAGAUGUUUCGAACAGCGACCAGAGUGGUUUUCUGUCUCCAAACGCGAGAACAUCUCUCCAGUACCGCUCUCUGCCUCGCCCAGCAAAGACAAAUACUCUGACUCUAACCCGGCCAAGCUCAGCUCGACCAAUGAGCACCACCAUGGACGCAGGUUCUGGACUUAUCAAACCUUCCACCACAGCACAGCAGGGCUCGAAACUCAAAGAGCCCACCUCAGGGCUCGGAACAGGGCUGAGUAAGGCUGGGGGGCGCGGGAUCCCCAGUCCUGGUCCUGUCAAUCAAACAGACAGAGAGAAGGAGAAAGAAAGAGCCAAAGCUAAAGCUGUAGUAUCUGACUCUGAGUGUGGAAGUGGAUCUCUGAAGGGCAGCCCAGCUCAGACCCCCUCUGACACUGGUGGAAAGCUAUAUGGACUGAGACCACCCAGCAAUGGAAAGGCCAUGGAUCAACCAUCAUCCAACACGCACAGAUUGUCUGGUGUACGUAGCCUGGCGAAACCUCCAUCCAUGGUCCAGCUUGACAAGCUAAACUCCAACAGUCUGGAGGUUGAAGUUCAGGAUGCCCUGCCUCCAAAGAUUCCUCCCUACUCCAAACUCCAAGACCUUUGCAGUUCAACAGGCGGCCUAACCCCCAGUCCUGCUCCUCUACUCAAUGUUAACUCCUCAGCUUGCUUUACUAGCUCUGGUAUUGGAUUGGGACCCAGACAGGUUACCUCCCUCGGUGUGCAGGGGAGUGAAGGGAGCGCAUCUCCCGUGCUUUACCAGAGGGUGUCUGGGCUGCAUCGCAGUAUGGAGUCUCUCCCCCUGCAGAUGAGUCUGGCCCCAGAACCCCACGAGAAAGAGAAAGACAGAGGCAGAGAGACUUUAGUUAGAGGCUACACUACCUUAGAAUCCCGAGACAAAGAAAGACACGAAGACAGACGCCCUCCAUCCAACUGGAGCUCUGCAAGUAAAGUGUCUUUGACUCUCACAGACAGUUCUCAGAGAGACAGAAACACACUGCCAAAGAAAGGUUUAAGUUUCAACGGUGCUUCCCAGGUUGAAGAGGAAGGGAAAGACAAAGGAGAGAGGAGGCACUCUCAUGCUGCCCUUAGUAUGACUGAUUCACUUGCUCUUCCUCUGCUGUCCUCACCCACCUCCCUACCCCGCACCUCAAAGACCAGUAUGGUACCCAGCCCUGUUGGUGGUCCUCCAAGAAUGAUUCGAUCCAACAGCAUCCCAACACACGACGCUUCCUUGGAGCUGUACGGGGCAUCUCCGCUGGGCAGCACACUGUCGCUGUCUGAGCGUCCUCGAAGCAUGGGGAUGGUCCGCUCCGGUUCUUUUAGGGACAGGGAGCCUAAUGACGAAGUUCAUGGGUCUGUGCUCUCCCUGGCAUCCAACGCCUCCUCCAGCUACUCUUCGGCUGAGGAAAGGAUUCAGGGAGAGCAAGUUCGCAAGCUCAGGAGAGAGUUGGAAUCAUCCCAGGAGAAGGUGUCCUGCCUGACCACACAGCUAACAGCAAAUGCAAAUCUGGUGGCUGCCUUUGAGCAAAGUCUGACGAUGAUGACAGCUCGUCUCCAGAGUCUGUCAAUAAGCCACGAACAAAAGCUCCGUGAGACCAUCGAGUCCCUCAAGACCAGGAAUGAAGAAGCUCAGGCUGUCAUACAUGGAGCCUUGAACAACCCAGAUAACACAAAAGACCUGCGUAUUCAGCGUCAGAACUCAUGUGAGAGCCUCUCCAGUCUGAACAGCUUAACCAGCAUGUCAAGUAUUGGCAGCUUGAAAGAUCAAGAUGCCAAGAAUAAGAAGAAGAAGAAGAGCUGGGUAUUUGAGCUGAGGAGCUCCUUCAACAAGGCUUUCAGCAUUAAGAAAGGCUCCAAAACCUACUCGGAUAUUGAGGAAAUCGCCACCCCAGAUUCUUCCGCUCCCAACUCCCCAAAGAUGGCUCAUGAAGGGGGAGAAACAGGCGACAACCAACCUUCCCCGCUCAAACCCUCAGCGUCUGCCACUUCUUCAGUGAUCAUGGAAACUGCAGAGGAAGGAGACAGUGGUGACACAGCAGUGUCGGAGCUGCGCACAGAGCUCUGGGAGAAAGAGAGAGAACUUACAGAUAUCCGACUGGAGGCCUUAAGCUCUGCGCAUCAGCUGGAGCAGCUUAGAGAUGCUAUGAACUACAUGCAGUCCACGGUGGAGAACCUGAAAGCGGAAAAUGAUCACUUGAAAACUGGUUCUGGUCCCACGUCCUCCACCUCCCAGCCCUCUGGCCUGGCCUCUCUCCUGGGGCCCUCACUGAGGCAGCCAAUGAGCAUGUCCCUCACCAAAUCAUUCAGCCUCAGCCUGAAUGAUUGUAAAGAUCCAGAACUGAACCAGGGUGACUCGCUGAGUGUUUCCUCUCAGAGUGAAGAGCAACGUACAAAAGUAUUUGUGCAUAUUGGGGAAAAAGAGGACAAUAAACAGCAGCAGGAGUUCUACCUGGGCUCAGUGCUGAUUGGUGCAACGACUGACUGGACUUCUCUGGAUUCCCUUAUAAUAAAGACCUUCGAGGAGUACUUAAAUCAAGUGGACCCGACAGCCAGCCUGGGCCUGACCUCUGACUCCCUGCAGAUGUACCAGCUCCCUCAUGCAGGGCAGAGGGUGAUAGGAGGGGACAACCCCCAGGCCAUGCCUUAUCGAUGUCUCGUCAAUGGACCUGCACGAAUACAUGUCACCUUAAAAGGUCUCAGAGAGAAAUGCGUCGACUCACUGGUGUUUGAGACUCUGAUACCUAAGCCCAUGAUGCUGCACUACAUCAGCCUGCUGUUGAAACACAGGCGUCUGGUUCUUUCCGGCCCAAGCGGAACAGGAAAGACCUAUCUGGCCCAGAAUCUGGCUCACUACCUCCUACAUCGCAGCAGAAUGGACUCGUCUGAGGUCGACCAUGAGCCAUGUGUCUCAGGUCGCUGUGCUGCUGUCACGUUUAACAUGCACCGCCAGUCACAGAAGGAUUUGCAGUUGUAUCUGUCAAAUCUAGCCAAUCAAAUUGACAGAGAGAGCGGAGGAGAGCUGCCGUUGGUUGUUAUUAUAGAUGACAUUAGUGAUCCAGCAGCCAUCACUGAACUUGUUAAUGGAGCUCUCACCUGCAAGUAUCACAGAUGUCCCUAUAUAAUUGGAACCACCAAUCAGCCUGUGAGGAUGUCAUCCAAUCACGGGCUGCACCUCAGCUUCAGAAUGGUGAUGUUCUCCAACAAUGUGGAGCCUGCAAACGGGUUUCUGCUGAGGUACCUGCAUCGUAAAGCUGUGGAGGCCUACCAGGAUGAGGAGCAGGACUCCGCAAACCGCCAGGCUCUCCUCUGUGUUCUGGACUGGAUACCUCAGCUGUGGUACCACCUGCACACGUUCCUGGAAAAACACAGCACAUCAGACUUCCUCAUAGGUCCUUGCUUCUUCUUGUCAUGCCCAGUGUCAAUGGCAGAGUUCAGGCAGUGGUUCAUUGACCUGUGGAACCACUCCAUCAUACCGUACCUGCAGGAGGGAGCCAAGGAUGGCAUAAAGGUACAUGGUCAUAAGGCAGUUUGGGAGGAUCCUGUGGAGUGGGUGAGAGGUACUCUCCCCUGGCCCAAUGCACAGCAGGACCAGUCCAGGCUCUUUCACCUUCCUCCACCUAGCAUAGGUCUACCAAGUGAGGAGAAGAAGCCCUCCAAAGAUACACCUCCACCCAGCACACUGGAGUCAGACCCACUGAUGGCCAUGCUGCUGAAACUCCAGGAGUCAGCCAACUACAUUGAGUCUCCAGAGAGGGAGGGCUGCCCGGAUCCCACCCUGCAGCCGACACUCUGAGCUGGCUGUCCAUGAAGCUUGAGAGAUACAGACUUUACAUCACAGCAGAGAAUUUAAAACUCAGUUAUUAACUUUUUUGUGUGCUCACUGAGCAGAUGCAAAGCGCAAUGUAAAGAUAGUCAUUAUGGACGAAGGGUUUGAUCUGCCCUGCUACCACAAAAUCAGAAAGACUAUUAAACUGCUUUAAUAGGAAACUGUGAUGCUAACGUUGGGGGAAGUCAUGGACCUGUCCUUCCCUCUUUGCCUCAGCUUGUACCAGUUGGGUUGUUCUUGAAUCUGCAAGUGCAUGGUGACCAGAAUAGUAUGAUGCAAAUAAUACCUAUAAUCCUGUUUAUCAGGAACUAAUUGUUCCCUUUUCUUUUCUUUUUCAAUGUCAGAGCAACUACUGGUGCUCCAUGGGUUUAUUUGAAAGCAGACUUCCUUUCAAAGGAUGAUAGUAUGUCUCCCCUACAAGUAGGACCAUCACUUGCGAACAGCCAAAAUGCACUUUAUUUUUUACUUUUGAUAAUUGGAUUUUAGAGGGCUGUGGGAGUGAGUGGUGUCGCUUCGGGGUACUGUUCGUGGCCCAAAAUAUGCAGUUCAUGAGUCAGUCCUGUAGAUGGCAGUAUUUAUUGACCUAUGUGCUUUCUGUCUUCUCAAAGGUGCUCAGCAGAAUACAACAAACCAACAAAAACACAAUUAUGAACAUGGCCUUGAAUGUUAUCUUCCUUUAUGUUCCGCCAGUUGUCAUGAUCAGAUAUCAGAACCGUGACGCUGCAAGUGAAAUGUGCAUGGAUGAAUAAAGAGCCGGCUUCAGGGGGAAUCUUUGAGGAAACUCUCAUAAUCGCAGAAACAAUAGAAUAUUAACACAGACUAAAAGACUGCUUGUUGAUCUACCAUUUCUUACUAUGCUUGCGUACAGUAUAUUCUGUAUUUAAAAUCCAAACCUCUCUUGUAAAAGCUGAGAGUACAGCUUUUGGAAAAUCUUGAUUUUGUAGGAUUUUAUACUAAGUCAUCUUCAGUAGUCACCUUGUAUACACACAGAAUGCCACAGAGGGAGAGACAUUGACAGCAAGAUGCACUGUGGUUGUUACUGUCAGAUCAUUUCUGUCACAGUAGACAGCUGUUGAGGAAGAAAGAAAUGCAAAGUAACUUUUCCUUCCUCUUUGCAUUUGUCCCCUAGAUUCUGUGAUCAUGUUAGUUUUAAUCAAACUGAUGAUGACUUUGCUUCCUGCUCAUCACUAAAGGUUAUUAUGAAAAUGAUUGAAUCAGUUAUUUAUUCACAAGCCUUCCACCAGUUUCUGUCCUUUAAUGGGAUUAAAAAGUGGCAGAUUACAGUAUUUACUGCUCACAUCAUGACGUGAUGACGGAAAUAAGGAGGAAACUGCUGGUCAUAGUGAAUUCUGUGUCCCCUCGACCCUGAAGUACCGUCAGACUGCCAUAUUCUGUCCCAAUGUUCACUCAACUUUCCACUUGAGUUGUUUUGUAAAGGAGGGACACUAUGCCUAAGUCAAUCUGUGCCUGAAACACAAUUUGGCCUAAAGCUGCUGUUCAGCUGCUACGAUUUAGCACACAGAGGCCUCCAUUUCGAGGAAAGACAAUUCCUUCCUCUUACCGACUCUAAUGCCACUUUGAUAUAGUCACCUUAAGACCAAUAAUAUUUAGGCUUAGAGUGGGUCAUCUGUUUGGACCUUUGACAGGUAGAUAAACCAUUCAUAAACGACGUGUGUAUCUGUUAACUCUGCAGUGAAAGAGAAUGUGUACCAUAAGUGGGCCGCUUGUGUUCGACUUGACACUUAUUGAGAGUGUGAAAUUCUCACCAUCUUUGAGAAGUUGCCUGAGAGUGGAAAACAGUGCAAGGACAGAUUUCAGCCUUGAGAUGCAAAGCCCAAAGCGUGGAUCCCUGGUGUGUUCCAAAUAUUUACUUUCAUUGGACCUACCAUGGCUUAACCUUAACAUGGGAGAGAUUUUUUAAUAACUGGAUAUCUUCUUCUUUUCAGUUUGUUUUUAAGAGCAGACAUUUGGUUCUUUUCUUAUGCAAAUAUUUGUAAAGGUUUAUUUCUCUUUUGUACAUGACAUCACUGUUGUAAACACUGUAAAUAGUCCCUGCAUCUGCGACAACAAUCACUUCAACUAAAGAGAUGGAAGAAGCCUGGCCCCUGUAUGUAGAAAAUGAGCAUCCUCUGUGGUUUUGUUGUCUUCCUCAAGCCAGAAGGAGCACUUGGCUUAAAAACUGGGUCUAAUAAUGGUUUCAAGGCACGCGUCUGUAACAACAUGAAGUUCCAUAUGUCUAACAUUGAGUGAUGGACAUAAUAAAUUCAUGCCAUUCUUCAAACCA